AUGAGCGAAGAAAUACCGAAUGCAACCAUCGAUGGAGUUCCCAACGACAGACUACACAUACAGAACAUCCCUCCUCACCUGACGGAGUCGCACCUGAGAAAUUUAUUUGGAAACGCAGGCUACGUCAUAACAGACGUGUGUUAUUUUAAUAAAAACAGAAAACAGUCAAACAAUGGUUUUAUGAACAGGAAGGUCUACAACACUGCACUCAUUACGUUUAACACACAUGAAGAGGCGUUAAGUGUCUUGAAGAACAUCAAGAGCAUGAUUGAUACAAGCAGGCAGGAGAAGAGCAUCGAGGCGAAGUUCGCUGUGCCCAAUGUGAAUAGCAAUUCAAGUGCAAAGAAUAAUAAUAGCGGCCAUGUCGGUGGGGGUAGCGGUGGAGGCCCACAAGGUCCAUUUGGCAAUAACAAUUUCCAAAGGAGCUUUAACAACCAUGACGAUUUUAGCAGCGGCGGGAUGAACAACUACAAUCAUUUUAACAGUGCCGGAAAUGUACAGGGAAAUUUGGCUACCAGGAAUAUGAUGAAGGGAAAGAACCCAAAUAACGGAAUGAUGAUGACGAUGAUGAAUAGUGUGAACAAUACGAGUGGCAUGAACGGAGUGGUCAGCCCAAAUGACCGACAUAUGAAUGGGGGUAUGUUUAAUCAGAAAAAUAACUUCAUGCUGAAUAAUCCCAACUUGGGUAAUGGGAAGAGCAUGCCCGAAAUGGUGAAAUCGGAGGGGGACUUCUCCCCCCGAGGUAAUACUGGCAUGGGGAACAUGCACAGUGUGGGUGCCGUUAGCGGGGUUGGCCCUGUUGGUGUGAACGCCAUGAACGGUUUGCACGGUAAUGCGCACCCAGGAAUGGGUCCUGCCAUGUUCAGGCAAAUGCAAAGCAACAACAAUGGAGGUGUCUUCCAAUCGAGCGACCCCGUAAUGGAGGAAUGUAAUGAAAAUAUUGAAGGCCUAAGUCUGUGGGAGAUCUACAAAGAUAAGAACAACAACACCUUUUAUUAUAACAACCUCACAAAGCAUAGUCAAUGGAACAAACCCAUACACCCAAAUAAGUUGUUCCAUUUUAAUAACAAUGAUAAGACAAAGUUGAACGGUCCCAAUGGAAGCAAUUUGUUCAUUUUUCACAUACCAAGUGAAUGGACCGACUUGGAUUUAUUUCAGCACUUCUGCUGCUUUGGAAAUAUAAUAUCGUCUAAAAUUCAGAGAGACAACACGGGGAGGAACUCUGGGUUCGGCUUCGUGAGCUACGAUAACACCCUGAGUGCGCAACAUGCCAUUCAGUUUAUGAAUGGGUACUUUGUGAAUAAUAAGUAUUUGAAGGUGCAGCUGAAGAAGGGCGAGGCGGCGGAGAAGGCCUAG
This is a messenger RNA of Plasmodium coatneyi, 1356 nucleotides long. Its product is annotated as Clustered-asparagine-rich protein. Gene Ontology annotation, molecular function: protein binding; RNA binding. Bases 1 to 1356 code for a protein of 451 amino acids. The record is from RefSeq and is a predicted model, not a curated record. The transcript has a single exon. Lineage: Eukaryota; Apicomplexa; Aconoidasida; Haemosporida; Plasmodiidae.